Parnassius apollo (apollo) is the source of this 360-nucleotide messenger RNA. Lineage: Eukaryota; Metazoa; Arthropoda; Insecta; Lepidoptera; Papilionidae. The record is from the annotation of a GenBank genome assembly.
AUGAAUUUCAUAAAUAACAGGUUUGAGGAUAUUGAGAAAGAACAGGCAGAAGCUAAGAAAACUAGUAAGGAAUUGCUUGAAGAUAACCUUAAAAUGAAAAGUAUUGUAUCGAAACUUAACAUGCGACUUAUUUCUGCGGAACAACGUGUUAAUAUAAUAGAGGAUGAAAUUGAGUUAAAGUUACUAAGUGAAAGAUGUCAGCAACUAGCCGCAAUACAAAAUAAUCCAAAACCAUUUUGGUCUCAUGUCAAAGAAAAGCGCGGUGGUACUAGCGGAUACCCCAUCGCUAUGACAAAUGGUCAGGAAACUACUUCUGAUGGAUUUAAGAUAUGUAAAAAGUCAGUGCAGCGAGUGGCUUGA